CGGGGAGCGUGUGGGCCCGGCCGGCGCUGGGGGGAGAGCAGCGCGAGAGCCGAGCCCGCUGUUCACCUGCAGCCACGCAGCUCACCUGCUGCGGAGCGCACCCCGCGCCCUCCCCGCGCACUCCGCAGAGGGGCCGCCGCCCUCGCCGCCGCAGGCACCAGCGCUGACAUGCGACAGGAGUAGCCCUGGCUCUUUGGAAGCAGCGGAGGAGCCCCCUCGGCCCGGGCACGCCAAGAGGACAGGGGUUAAAAUGAAUGAAGACCUGAAGGUCAAUUUAAGCGGGCUGCCUCGGGAGUAUUUAGACGCCGCUGCUGCAGAGAACAUCUCAGCUGCUGUCUCCUCCCAGGCUCCUGUUGCUGAGCCGGAGCCGGAGCUCAUAGUCAACCCUUGGGACAUUGUCCUGUGCACCUCAGGAACCCUCAUCUCCUGUGAAAAUGCUGUUGUGGUCCUUAUCAUCUUCCACAACCCCAACCUUCGAGCACCCAUGUUCCUGCUAAUAGGCAGCCUGGCUCUUGCAGACCUGCUGGCCGGCAUCGGACUCAUCAUCAAUUUUGUUUUUGCCUACCUGCUUCAGUCAGAAGCCACCAAGCUGAUCACCAUCGGACUUAUUGUCGCCUCCUUCUCUGCCUCUGUCUGCAGCUUGCUGGCUAUCACUGUGGACCGCUACCUCUCCCUCUAUUACGCUCUGACUUACCAUUCUGAGAGGACGGUCACCUUUACCUAUGUCAUGCUGGUCAUGCUCUGGGGAGCCUCCAUCUGCCUGGGGCUGCUGCCAGUCCUGGGCUGGAACUGCCUUCGGGACGAGUCCACGUGCAGUGUUGUCAGACCUCUGACGAAGAACAACGCUGCCAUCCUGUCCGUCUCUUUCCUCUUCAUGUUUGCGCUAAUGCUUCAGCUCUACAUUCAGAUCUGUAAGAUUGUGACGAGGCACGCCCAUCAGAUAGCCCUGCAGCACCACUUCCUGGCCACAUCACACUAUGUGACCACCCGGAAAGGGGUCUCAACCCUGGCUCUCAUCAUGGGAACCUUUGCUGCUUGCUGGAUGCCUUUUACUCUCUAUUCCUUGAUAGCAGAUUACACCUACCCCUCCAUCUACACCUAUGCCACCCUCCUGCCUGCCACCUACAACUCCAUCAUCAACCCUGUCAUAUAUGCUUUCAGAAACCAAGAGAUCCAGAAAGCUCUAUGCCUCAUUUGCUGUGGCUGCAUCCCGCCCAGCCUGUCCCAGAGAGCUCGGUCGCCCAGUGAUGUGUAGCAACCUUCCACCUAAGAAGACACUGCCUGUGACAAGCACUUCCACUGCCACCAAACAGUUGACCUGCUUACUUUCAACUCUUUGCAAUGGAUUCCCUCUCAAGUCAGGGGAGGACUUAGCAUUGGUGAAAUAAUGACAUCGUGUAGACGAGUUAAGUGAUUAAAGUGAAAAUGUUACCAGUGUUGUCACCCUUUAAAAACAAUUGUUGGCCUCUGUUCAUUAUUUUGUUUUGGUGGGGUGUGGUUUUAUAUUUUAUUUGGGGGGUAGUGGAAAGGAAGAAAUGUGACCUAGCCAUGAUGUUAUAAAGUUUUAAGUAAACAAGUUCCAGAGUUUUUACCUGGACUUUGAAAUAAAUCUGAAUUUUUAAGGAAAAUGGAGAAGGAAUUACUGUUUUCAGUCUUUUUUUAAAAAAAUCAAGGUAGAUUUUCAAUGCUGCAUAGAUCUAACAGAAUAUGAGCUCUUUCAAGCCAACAAAAAAUAGUUUACAUAAUUAUCUGUGAAAGGGACCUGUUUUAUUAACAUGAAUUCAGUAAUAAAUUACCAACACUAGAACCAUUCUAAUUUAUUCUUUUUGCUUUCAGCAAUUACUGUUCAUAAGAGCAAAGAAAGAAAGAAAGAAAGAAAGAAUUAUCUUCCCAUUUCUAAAAAUGUUGCAACUCCUUCUGCACGGUUGCCAAUGUUAGCUAGACCACUAGUUUCAAAUUUUGCCAUGUAAAUCCAGAAUUAAAGCAGUCAUUUGUCACUAUAGUUUUCCAAAUAAAUCAUGAAGUAGGUUUUGAUUUACAUAUGAAGAAGGAUUGAUUAGAUCCACUAUUGUAGUUUCUUAAGCUACAAUCUGAUUAUUUUAGUGCAACAAAAGAAAAUAAAAAUAUCUAUUGAAAGUAAUGUGACACUAUCAGGGAAAUAUCACAUUUCCUAUCUUUGUCUAAGAAUAUACUAGCAGUUAUUCUUAGAUAGAAUUAAAUAUUAAAAACAAAAUUUUCUGGUUCAUAUCAUCUCUAGUGUAGAAUGCAUUUGAAACAGGUGAUCUCUUGUCUUAAUAAUUAAGUUUGUGAGUGUACAACAUGCAUACCUGACUGUGGUAUUUAUCAGCUAUAUCUUACAAGAUCACAAGCAGAAUAACCAUGUGGCUAUUCAUGAAAAGUUAUGUUUGAACUCCUUUUCACCAAAAAAAAAACAACCUCCCUUAAAUGCAAUAAAAACUGUAUUGCCUGCUUACAGAAGCAAAGAUUUAGUUGGAAAUUACACAGAAUUGACUUUAAACACACUGUAAAAUCACCAUGUCCAAGAGUCAUUUCUGUUAGUGCAGACAGAUAUAGACACAGAUACUAUCCCUCCAUCUGCAGUGAAUUUAUAGCUGUGUCUCUACAACCAGUGGAAGAAUUUCUGGACAGCACAUCAACUUCAGAUGGCAGCAAAACCAGGGUCUCAGGGUCCUUAGGGGGAAUUGUUGGUAAUAAGUUAACCUCACUGGUUUGUUCUAGAUAUCAUGCCCACCGAGGUCGCAGGGCCAUUCGGGUAGCCUGCAUACUGGUGCCAUCUCUCCAAAGCCUCUUCUAAUGUGGCACUAAUGUGACUAAAUCCUCUACUUGAAUCUGUCUCUUCCCUGAGGUCACUUACAGAAGCAGGAAAGGGACUGAAAUAUUUAAGAAGUGGGAAAGGAUUUUCAAUGCAUAUCACUGUAUGAUAAGCUUAUUCAAGUUGUUGCCUUGCCUUUAAAACAUUUUUUAACAUUGGAUGGACUUGGCAGAUUGAAUAUGAGUCUAUUUUUAAUUGCUUAAAAUUUAAUAGCACCUCUCCAUAGGAGGAUUGACAAAGGUAAGAGAAAUAUCUUUAAUGAGGAUUUUAAGCAAUAAAUGAUGUUUUUAUAGAAAUGAUGGUUCCCCUUUUCGUAUCUCAAUAGUAAUCAUUAUAACAAUUCAUAUGGUUUUUAGCAACACAUGUGCUAAUCUUUUGCUGUAGUCACAAAAUAGCACUUUUUCAGAUGAGAAAACCAAGAUUAGGAGGAGAGGCUAAGAAAGGCCCUGAGACCACAAAGCCACAGGACAAAGCCAGAUUUUGCAGCCAGGUUUUCUGAAGUUUAAGUCGUGUUUUCUGCCUGCAUAAUGCUGUCUUUCAUCCUUUACUGGAUAAGAGAGCAGAGGAAAAACUGCUUUUUAACAUGUAACUGUCACAAAAUCCAGGUUCUAUAAUGAAGACAUAAAACUUCCUGUUUAAAAUUACAUGUGGAAUGAUGAUGUGGCUGUACAUGAAGGAGGUUCAUUUGUAUCUUGCUCAGUACAUAACUAAUUCAGUGGUUGCUUUUGAGUUCAGCUUAGAGAUUUUUUCAGUUCAACUGUAACAUGACCUUACUAUUUAAAUUGUGAAGAGUUUUGAUUGUUUAGGUGUUUUUUAAAAGGCUUUGUUUUUAUGAGAUUAAUUAUUAUGAAAUGUGCACAUAUCUCUCUGUAUGUGUAUUUUUUGUGUGCAUGUGCAUGUGUUUAUGCAUACAUAUAUUCAAUAACUUUAACUUUGCAAUGGGACCAAAUGUAUCAUGGAAAACAGUCAUAUUUCCAGCAGCCCCGAGGUAGCAGAUAAUCUUUACCUUUUUUGUUUUGGUAACAGAAAUUGAUUUCAGGGCCUUUAUACUGAACUACAUCUCUAGCCCUUUUUAUUUUUAUUUUUAAAGUUUAUUUAGUUUGAGAUAGACUUUCACUACUUAGCUAAAUUGCCCAGGCGAAGCUCAAACUUACAAUCUUCCUGCUUCAGCCUCCCAGGAUGCUGGGAUUGCAGCCAUGUGCCAUCACAUCUGGCUAGCGGGUAACCUUUUAUUCCAUGAAAUCACAAUUUCUGAUUAACACAGAAUUUAUUUUCCAUAGAAACAGUUGUCUUUGUAACUAGGACAAUUUAGUUAUCUUACUAGAAUCCUUCAUUGAAAUUCAUUACCCAAGUUGUGGCUGUCCAGUGUUUUGUUUCCUUUUAUUCUUUUAAGUAUUUAUUUCUUUGUAUCAGUCAAGUUUAGUUUGUUCGGGAUUGAAGUUUUGUUUGUUUUGUCUUGUUCAUGCUAGGCAUGUGCUCUCUCUACCACUGAGCAAUUGGCCCAGCUUAAGUUUGUUUCUCAGUGGUGAAGAGGACCAGCUUCAUUCCUGGUACCUAGAGUGGACAGAGAAGGCAGGGACCCUUCUCCUUGCCACUGAAUUAAGGAACCUAGUUGAGAAAGGCAGCAUCCAAAUUCUUCCAUUGAAGUGACAUGGAGAAGUCAUCUUCGAUUCCCCUUUGAUUGAAAUGGGAUUGAAAUAAGAAGUUCAAAAGAAAGAUAAGGAACAGAGAUAUCCAGUGCCAAUAAAAAUACUUUGGAGAUUUCUUAAGCUUUUUUUAAAGAAAUAAUUUAAUCCAUUAUUAAAAUAAUGAUUGCCUUUAUUUAAUGGUCAUAUAUUUGUCCUAUGAAGUUAGGAUUAAGAUUUUUCUACUUCAGAUUUAAAAUACAUAUUAAAUAAGUGACUACCGUGGUGUUAUUCUGAACAAUACUUAAGUUUCCACCUUGAUUGUAUGCCCAUUAUAAUAAAGGAAUAGAUUGUCUUACUGUUCUUUUUAAAAAUGUUACUGAUUAUUGGAUGAUUUUAAUAUCUCUUAGAAACUUUAAAUCCGGUUCAAACUUUAAGAAUCUUUGCCGUAAUAGUUUUUGUUUUGUUUUGUUUUGUUUUUUUCGUACCAGGGAUUGUACUCAGGUCCUUGCGCUUGCAAGGCAGGCGGUGGAACCAUGGAGCUAAAUCCCUAGCCCUGCAUUAAUAGUUUUAUACAUCAUGGCUUUAAUUAGCAGAUAUAUUUCUUCUAGCAAACAAUGCAGAAAAAAUAAUGGACAUUUUGACUAGGCCCCCUGUAACAUUCAAUGCCUAAAGAGGAUAUGAAUUGCCUGGGAAUCUUGUUAAAAUACAGAUUCUGCAUCAGUGGCCUGGGCCUGGCUGAAUGUUUCACAGCUUCUGGGUGACAUUGGUGACAAUAGUCUGUAAACAACACUGAGUCCCAAGGAUGAGCAUCACAUUUUUAGCAUUCUUGAAAUAUAAAUAUAAUGUAUACGUGUUAUAUAAAUAAAUGUAUUUAAAGUGUCAUUCUUGUCAGAGAUUAAUAGAAAUAUGUCUGGUUUUCCUAGAGCUCUUCAGUAUGUGUCUGGCAGAGAUCUAUAAAUGUAUUUUUUCCUUUGUUACUGUUCUCACUUUUUAAAUUCUUAACUAUCCUUAUCUUAAGAGAGUUUCUUUCAGAAACUUCACAGACAUGCAAUGUGUUUCUAUACAUGUGGGAUAAACACACCUAACAACACAAGUUUCCACCCCGUUUUCCAAGGACAGUUUUAAAUUAGUUAAAUUAGUUACUAAUGCAUAGCAGUUAUACAAACUGUGGGUUUCACUGACAUUUCCAUAUGUGCAUAUGCUGUGUUUUGAUCGUAUCCAUCCUCCCUUCUACCCUUUCUUGCUCUCCCCUUCCCCCCCCCUUUUCCCUUUCUAUAUAGU
This is a messenger RNA of Heterocephalus glaber (naked mole-rat), 5742 nucleotides long. RefSeq names its product G protein-coupled receptor 12 (gene Gpr12). Gene Ontology annotation, molecular function: G protein-coupled receptor activity. Gene Ontology annotation, biological process: G protein-coupled receptor signaling pathway. Gene Ontology annotation, cellular component: membrane. Lineage: Eukaryota; Metazoa; Chordata; Mammalia; Rodentia; Bathyergidae. The record is from RefSeq and is a predicted model, not a curated record.